GACCACCAAGGAGGUAUGAGCAACAAAUUGCAUCUACUGUCAUUGUGACGGCACAUAUCUCCGAUAUCCUGCGGGGUGACCCUUAUUCAACGCUAUUACUUUACUGAAGUGACGGCACCUUCUAAAAUUUUGUUCACUAUAUAAUGCAACUAUGGCUUUCAGACGAACUAUGGAAAUGAUUGUGAAGGCGAGAGACUCGGAUGAACUGGUCGACUAUGCCUUCAUUUGUGAGGGACGCCAAAUCAAUGUGCACAAGCUCAUUGUUGGUGUUCAAUCUCCUGUAUUUAAAGCAGCUUGCAGCGGGAAAUUCGAAAAAACAUCGAAGGAAUACGACCUCGCCGACUUUCCGCUCUCCGUGGUUAACCAGAUGGUUGAAUAUAUGUACAAGGGAACCUAUGAAGAGGACCUAUCAGGCGGCCACUCGAGCCUCUCAUUCCAUGCGGCGAUGUACGCAAUGGCUGAAAAAUACAUGAUCCAAGGUCUUAAAGCUCAGACGAUAAGACACUACGACAAUACCUUGCGACACGAGACGGACAUAGUCACGAUUCUUGAAUCAGUUUCUUACGUUUAUUCAUCAACACCAGGAGAUGCGCGAGGUCUCAGAGAUCUUGUUAUCUCCUUCGUCAGGAGCCGCCUCCUGCAGUCGUACAGUUCGUCUCGAGUAUACGGAGCUUUUCAAAGGGCUCUUGAUAACGAGCCAAGCUUCAUGCGAGACUUACUCGACUCUUUCAUGAGAUCCCCUUCCAUCGGGAGCUGCUCAAGCUGCAAGCAGGGUUGGUUUGUGAACACGGAGAUCCUGCAAAGUCGAUGCAAGAGUUGUGGUAGAGGAGGUGCGAGGUCAUGGCCUGUAGGAGCGGGACAUAAGGAAACGGUUCAUCUCAUAUAAGACAUGUCGAUCACGGGCGAUUCUAUCGGUAUAGCGAACACUCAAGCACCAGUACUAUACCUCUCUUCAGAAGAAAAGUUUCUAACAUCUCCACGUAUAGCAGUUCAGGGGACCAACCAUUAGCUCAACACACGGACAGCACGGG
Molecule: messenger RNA, 1031 nt
Organism: Emericellopsis atlantica
Lineage: Eukaryota; Fungi; Ascomycota; Sordariomycetes; Hypocreales; Bionectriaceae
Exons: 3
Coding region: 152-886 (244 amino acids)
Molecular function (GO): protein binding
Source: RefSeq, a predicted model, not a curated record